Messenger RNA from Rhagoletis pomonella (apple maggot), 1671 nucleotides. RefSeq names its product bifunctional methylenetetrahydrofolate dehydrogenase/cyclohydrolase, mitochondrial (gene Nmdmc). Gene Ontology annotation, biological process: tetrahydrofolate interconversion. The coding region runs from base 75 to 1208 and encodes 377 amino acids. Gene Ontology annotation, cellular component: mitochondrion. The record is from RefSeq and is a predicted model, not a curated record. The transcript has 3 exons. Gene Ontology annotation, molecular function: methylenetetrahydrofolate dehydrogenase (NAD+) activity; methylenetetrahydrofolate dehydrogenase (NADP+) activity; methenyltetrahydrofolate cyclohydrolase activity. NCBI's taxonomy places the organism in Eukaryota, Metazoa, Arthropoda, Insecta, Diptera, Tephritidae.
UAAUAAAUAUCGUUGUUAUUGUUAUAUUUGCCAUGUGUGUAUAAAAGCAAACAUAAACGCAAAAAAUUGAAGUCAUGUAUGUAUGUCGCAAUCGAAGUCAAAUGUCAAAAGCAGCUGUGUCUUAUUUUAUGUUGGUUAAAUUACUUUGUGUGUUGUGUUGUUGUGUCUUUCUCAGCGCAAAAAUGGGUUUCGUAUUGCAAAUUCACAAAUAUGUAACACAAUCGUUACAUCGACCAUACGAACAUACACAAAUGAUAAAAAGUUGUGCUCGCAGGAGUCACGAGGCACAAAUCAUCGAUGGUAAGGCAAUAGCUGAAAAGAUUAAAACAGAGCUCAAGGAAAAAAUUGCUGAAUUUGUCGCACAGGGAAAUCGCUCACCUACGCUUACGGCUAUUUUGGUAGGCAACGAUCCAGCAAGUCAGACAUAUGUGAAAAAUAAGAUGAUAGCCGCCAAAACUGUUGGGAUUGUAAGCAACACGAUUCAACUACCCGAAACUACAUCCCAGGAAGAGCUCUUAAACUGUAUAAAAAAAUUGAACAACGAUGCAGAAGUCGAUGGAAUUUUAGUGCAAUUACCUGUGCCGAAUCACAUCAACGAACGUAUUAUUUGUAAUGCAGUGGCGUCAUCGAAAGAUGUCGAUGGCUUCAAUGAGGUCAACAUUGGCCGUUUGGCGCUCGACAUGAACACUAUCAUACCAGCUACACCGUUAGGCGUGUACGAGCUAUUGCGACGCACUGAAAUACCUACGAUUGGUAAGAAUGUUGUUGUCAUUGGACGUUCCAAGAAUGUUGGCAUGCCAACAGCGAUGCUACUGCACACAGAUGGCCAUCAUGAAUUGAAAGGUAUGGAUGCCACUGUAACUAUUUGUCACCGCAAUACACCACCAGAUCAAUUGAAGAAACACUGUCAAGGGGCAGAUAUAAUAAUAACAGCUGUUGGUAAACCGGGACUUGUACAAAUGGAUAUGGUUAAGCCUGGUGCGUGCGUCAUCGAUAUUGGUAUAACACGUAUAGCCGCAAAAGAGCCGGGUAAAACUAAGCUUGUUGGCGAUGUAGAUUUUGAAGAAGUUCGUAAAGUGGCAGGCCACAUAACACCGGUGCCUGGCGGCGUUGGACCCAUGACAGUGGCCAUGUUAAUGAGUAACACUUUCAUGGUUGCGAAGGCACUUGCGAAGGCGGGACAAGUUAAUGGCUUCAGCAGCGAUUAAAACAUACACUCUACAUAUUCUUUUUUAAAUCAUAGACUUUACUACCAUAGUAUUUUUCUUCUAAAUAUUUUAUAUAUAUUUAACCAUAACGUAUUGUUCAACCUUUGUAAAAUAGAAGCUAAUUCUAUAUCAGAAACAUAAUUUUGUUAAAAAUUUUAUGAGGCACUGUAAGUUAUUUAAGUAUCUACAUGCAGGACUAAUCCUUUGACACUAAGUACAACGCAAAUUUGAGUAUGAAAAUUUUAUAACGUAAACAAAUGUUACCUAAAAUUAAAAGAAUGUUUAAUUUUAUCACAAAAUCGCAGUUUUUAUAUGCUGUUUCAACCAAAUUGUUUUGAAAGUGGUUGUCUUCGACUAUAUACAUGCAUUUGGUAAAAUGAAUCAUCCUGGCUCCUUCUGAAAAGAUAUUUGUCAUACUAUAGUUAAAUUUUAAUCUUUAUAUAUAGAAUUAAUUGCUGUUAGU